This is a messenger RNA of Petromyzon marinus (sea lamprey), 1616 nucleotides long. The record is from RefSeq and is a predicted model, not a curated record. Lineage: Eukaryota; Metazoa; Chordata; Hyperoartia; Petromyzontiformes; Petromyzontidae.
GCGGGUCCCAGUGGGGGGCCCGUGGUGGGCCCAGUGCGGUCCCUCGGGAUGAAGAAGAAGAGGAGGAGGAAGAGGGGGAGCAAGUGGAGCCGACAGAUUUACACCACGAGGAAGAAGAUGAAGCCGACGCUCGCCGAUGGAGGAGGAGGAGGAGGAGAGACUCUGCAAGGAGCCUGUGCCGCUCUGAGCAUGGAGGAGUGCGACCACCAGCUGGCCGUGCGCCUGCAGCGCCGCUACUCGCUGGAGGUGCGCUGCCAAAUGGACCCCUGCCGACGACGCACCCGGGCGGAGAGAGCCGCAUCCCGUCCCGAGGCCACCGCCGAUUACAGCUGCACUACCAUAACCGGCUCUGCCAACGAAACCAGCACCAGCCGCACUGCCAAUACCACCACCGGCACAACCAUCACCGCCGACACGACCGCCGGCACGACCGCCGCCGCAACCACCGGCGACGGAAAUUCCGGCAGCACGACUACCGAUAGCAGCACCGCCGCCGGCAUCACCGGUACCGGCAACUGUACUGCCAAUGCGAGCGCUGAUGGUACCGGCAGUAGCACGAGCAGCACUGUUCGUGACGCCGGCUGGACUACCGGUUGCACCCAGCGCCCCGGCAACAGCGGCACCAGCAAUGCCAGCGCUGCCAAUGCCAGCUGCACUACCGGCACCACCACUCGUUAUCGCAACGCUACCAACGCCGGCACUGCCAGUAAAAGCAGAGAUAACAUCUCCGCUGCUGACACCAUCAGAGAUAACAUCUGCACUACCGACACCAUCAGAGAUAACAUCUGCACUACCGACACCAUCAGAGAUAACUUCUGCGCUACCGACACCAUCAGAGAUAACAUCUGCACUACCGACACCAUCAGAGAUAACAUCUGCACUACCGACACCAUCAGAGAUAACAUCUGCCCUGCCGAUACCAUCAGAGAUAACAUCCGCACUACCGACACCAUCAGAGAUAACAUCCGCACUACCGACACCAUCAGAGAUAACAUCUUCACUGCCGACACCAUCAGAGAUAACAUCUGCACUGCCGACACCAUCAGAGAUAACAUCUUCACUGCCGACACCAUCAGAGAUAACAUCUGCACUGCCGACACCAUCAGAGAUAACAUCCGCCCUGCCGAUACCAUCAGAGAUAACAUCUGCACUACCGACACCAUCAGAGAUAACAUCUGCACUGCCGACACCAUCAGAGAUAUCAUCUGCACUACUGAUACAAUCAGAGAUAUCAUCUGCACUACCGACACCAUCAGAGAUAACAUCUGCCCUGCCGAUACCAUCAGAGAUAACAUCUGCGCUACCGACACCAUCAGAGAUAACAUCUGCACUACCGAUACCACUGCUGAUGCCGGCAGUGGUAUCGGCUGCACUGCCAGCGCCGACACUAGCGCCACCACCACCGCCACCACCCUCACCACGACUCGCACGUAACUCAUGCACAACGUCACCAGCCACCGCCCACGCCAGCCGACCAGCCAGCCUCUCCCGAGACUGGCUAAGGGCAGCAGUAGCAGCAGCACCACUAUCAGCAAAUGACAACAGCACUCGCAUCAGUAGCAGCAUUGCUAGCAGUAGCGCUAGCAGCAGCAAGUAGCAGUAUUGCUAGUAGCAGU